Messenger RNA from Lepisosteus oculatus (spotted gar), 1053 nucleotides. RefSeq names its product olfactory receptor 1G1. Gene Ontology annotation, cellular component: membrane. Gene Ontology annotation, molecular function: odorant binding; olfactory receptor activity; G protein-coupled receptor activity. Gene Ontology annotation, biological process: G protein-coupled receptor signaling pathway; detection of chemical stimulus involved in sensory perception of smell. The record is from RefSeq and is a predicted model, not a curated record. NCBI's taxonomy places the organism in Eukaryota, Metazoa, Chordata, Actinopteri, Semionotiformes, Lepisosteidae.
AUGGCCAUGGAUUAUAAUUACCUACCCAGUGGCAACGUGUGUUUUAAUGCAGACAGCCCGGAAGAGAACAGCUCCAGCUGGGAUCCGUCGCACUGCUUCUUCAGGUCCCUUUUGCCCGGGGAGGGCACUGUGAAUUCUCUCAUCACUCUGUUCGCAGUGCUGUCCUGCCUGUCCUGGGUGGUCAAUGGCUACAUGUUUUACGGGAUCUUCAGGUCCGAGGAGCUCUCCUGGCAGCCCAGGUUUAUCUUGCUGAAGAACCUGGCGCUCAACGAUCUGCUGCUGACCACCACCUUCGUGCCCACCAUCCUCCACUGCCUGAUCAGCAGGCAGACGCUCAGUUUUGGGAUCUGGUGCCUGGCGCAGUACUCCAUCGGGACCAUGUGCGUCUUCUGUGCUAUCUACACACUCACCCUGAUGGCGCUAGAAAGGUAUCUGUACAUCUGUCACGCCAUCCAGUACAUCAACAUCCUCACGCCCCGCCGCCUGAAGCUCGGCAUUGCCCUGGCGUGGGGGGUGUCGGCAUCCAUGUCCGCCGUUUACUUGAUCCUUCUCCUCACGGGGCACGGCUCUUUCGGGAUGCCCACCACCGGCCUCCUCUGCGAGCCGGACAUCGUGGAGAAGCACAUGAACUUCCCGCUGGCGGCCGCCGCCUUCAGGAAGGCCUGCGGGAUGGCCUCCUUCCUGGUGUGCAUCCUGACCUGCGCCUUCUCCUACUUCAGGAUCUACGGUGAGGCCAAGAACGCCGUGGAGCCCUUCAACCAGACCAACAGCCGGGCGCGCAGGACCGUGCUCUUCUACAUCAGCAUGUUCUUCCUCCAGCUGGUGCCCUACUGGCUGAAGGUGGUGACCGAUGUCUUCUGGGAGCUGAACAGCCAGCCGCUGCGCCAGCAGGGCAACGCCGGCCUGCUGCACAUCGCGCUCCUGCUGCUCCUGUUUGUGCCGCCCUGUGUCAACCCCCUCAUCUACGGGCUCCGAAACAAGGAGGUGAGACGGACCAUGCUGCUGGCCACGUGCAGGAUUCACCUCCCCCGUUCUCCCGGCAUGGCGGCCUGA